GAAGCAGAACAUGUCAGUUGUAUAAGUACCGCAGCACCUGGCCACACUGCCCCAGUGCAUCAGCCGAGCCGUUCCGUGACGACUGCUCGCAGUAGGUAAGCCUGCGCGUGACUGCGAGCGAGGCAGUGAGCUGCAGGCAUGGCCGGGGGUGGGUUCGCCGUGGCCGGUGGCGCGUCGUCCGCCGACUAUGGCGGCCGCGUGACCUUCUCCGUUGUCGUCACCUGCCUCAUGGCGGCGUCCGGCGGCCUCAUCUUCGGCUACGACAUCGGCAUCUCGGGGGGCGUCACGGCGAUGGAGUCGUUCCUGUCCGCCUUCUUCCCGGGGGUGCUGCGCCGGAUGGCCGCCGCGCGGCGGGACCAGUACUGCGUCUACGACAGCCAUGCCCUCACGGCGUUCACCUCGUCGCUCUACCUGGCCGGGCUGGCCGCGUCGCUCGUCGCCAGCCGCGUCACCAGGGCGGUCGGGAGGCAGGCCGUCAUGCUCGCCGGCGGCGCGCUCUUCUUCGCCGGCGCCGCCGUCAACGCCGCCGCGGUCAACAUCGCCAUGCUCAUCGUUGGCCGCAUGCUGCUCGGCUUCGGUAUCGGCUUCACCAACCAGGCGGCGCCGGUGUACCUGGCGGAGACGGCGCCGCCCAAGUGGCGUGGCGCCUUCACGACGGGGUUCCAGCUCUUCCUCAGCAUCGGCAACCUGGCGGCGAACCUCGUCAACUACGGCACCUCGCGCAUCCCCACGUGGGGGUGGCGCCUCUCGCUCGGCCUGGCCGCGGCGCCCGCCGCCGUCAUCCUCGCCGGGGCGCUGCUCAUCCCGGACACCCCCAGCAGCCUCAUCGUCCGCGGCCGCGUGGAGGAGGCCCGCGCCGCGCUCCGCCGCGUCAGGGGCCCCAAGGCCGACGUGGACCGCGAGCUCGAGGACGUGGCCCGCGCCGUCGCGGCGGCGCGCGCCCACGAGGACGGCGCGUUCCGGAGGAUCCUCCGGCGGGAGCACCGGCACCACCUGGCGAUGGCCGUGGCGAUCCCGCUCUUCCAGCAGCUCACGGGGGUCAUCGUCAUCGCCUUCUUCUCCCCCGUGCUGUUCCAGACGGCUGGGUUUGGCAGCAACGGCGCGCUGAUGGGCGCCGUCAUCCUUGGCGCCGUGAACCUCGGCUCCACGCUCGUGUCCACCGUCACCGUCGACCGGUACGGCCGCAGGCCGCUGUUCCUGACCGGCGGGUUCGUCAUGAUCAUCUGCCAGGUCGCGGUGGCGUGGAUCAUGGGCUCGCAGAUCGGCGGGGACGGCGGGUCCGUGAUGGCGAGGCCGUACUCGCUCGCGGUGCUGGCGCUGACGUGCGUGUUCUCGGCGUCGUUCGGGUGGUCGUGGGGCCCGCUGACGUGGGUGAUCCCCGGCGAGAUAUUCCCCGUGGAGAUCCGGUCGGCGGGGCAGGGCAUCAGCGUGGCCGUCAACCUCGGCGCCACGUUCCUGCUCACGCAGACGUUCCUCUCCAUGCUGUGCGCGCUCAAGUACGCCACCUUCAUCUACUACGCGGCCUGGGUCGCCGUCAUGACCACCUUCGUGGUGGCGUUCCUGCCGGAGACCAAGGGGGUGCCGCUCGAGGGCAUGGGCGCCGUCUGGGAGCGCCACUGGUACUGGGGACGGUUCGUGCAGCCGCCGGUGAAGGUUGCUGACGAGGAACCCUGAUGAACUGAUGGUGGCCGCUUGCCUACUUCGUUUGUGGCGGCGUCAAACUUCCUUGGACGUUUCCAUUCGUUAAUCGCUUUAUGUUUGUCUGUUGGGUUCGUCAUCCGAGGAAGACUUGUGCGAGUAAAAACGAAAUCAGUGCUCAUUCAUGCCUGUGCCUUUUGUAAUACGUCAUGCAAGAUUGAAUAACAGGAUUAGUGUUGUUGAUCAACGUAAUUAAAUAUUAAAAUAAUUUUACCUUUCCCA
Setaria italica (foxtail millet) is the source of this 1920-nucleotide messenger RNA. RefSeq names its product sugar transport protein MST1. NCBI's taxonomy places the organism in Eukaryota, Viridiplantae, Streptophyta, Magnoliopsida, Poales, Poaceae. The transcript is spliced from 2 exons. Gene Ontology annotation, biological process: monosaccharide transmembrane transport. Gene Ontology annotation, molecular function: monosaccharide transmembrane transporter activity. Bases 139 to 1674 code for a protein of 511 amino acids. Gene Ontology annotation, cellular component: membrane. The record is from RefSeq and is a predicted model, not a curated record.